AUGCCAGUAGCCAAUGGCCAGAAAGUCGACAUACCGUCAGUCGGGUUUGGCACCUGGUUCUCUGACGAGAAGCAGAGUGCUGAAGAAUGCAUCCUCACAGCUCUCCAGUCGGGUUAUCGACACCUUGACUCCGCUUGGGCUCCUGGAAUCCCACGAGAAGAAAUCCACGUAACGUCCAAGGUGUGGCUGCAAUUUCUGGCACCGGAGAAUGUUGAGCUCGCACUGGAUAAGGUGUUGCAAGAUAGUGGGAUGGAAUAUGUAGAUCUGUUCCUAGCACAUCAUACUGUGGUCUUCAAGAACAAGGGAAGGGAAGCGUUGGAGAAGGCAGAGCCGAGUAUGUAUGAUCAGGGCGGUAUGGGGGUAUUGCUAGAUGAGAAAGGUCUACCCAAGAAUGGGCAGGAGGGAAGUUUCGUUCCUACCUGGCUCGCCAUGCAGGAGCUCGUGAAGAAAGGCAAAGCCCGCGCCAUCGGAGUGUCAAACUUGGGAUUGCAGGAUGUGCAGGAACUGCUGCCCUACUCGAAAGAGAUCCCGAUCAGCUGCAAUCAAGUUGAAAUGCAUGCCUGGCUACCUCAGAACGAGCUCCUAGAGUUCCACAAGAAGCACGGGAUCGUGACUACAGCAUUUGGUCCUUUUGGUGGCGGUUCGAUCACUGGUGUGCGAGUUAUCGACGAUGCUGAGAUACAGAAGUUGGCGGAGAGGGCCGGGAUGGGGAUUGGGCAGAUGUUACAGAGCUGGGCUGUGCAGAGAGGGACGAUACCGGUGGGUAAGAGUGCUACGCCGGAGAGGAUGAGGUCGAAUUUGGAUGUGAAGAGGUUGGCUGAAUGGGAUGGAGAAGCCGGAGGAGGGGAGGUUGCAGGACAUCAGUCCGGUCUUCGGUGUGCAGUUCUACGUGUAAUGGGAAGGCCUGUCGUCGGGACACAGCUUUGGCGAGGGCUGCGGUUAUCGAGCUCUUGUGAGGACUAUCACACGGCAUGUGUACAGGUCGUCGUACUGCGCUUCUUCGGAGCGAUGCAGUGUGUAUGGUGCGGUGGACUGCGAACACCAAGGCUCGAUCGAGGACGGGCUUUAGAAGUAGGAUGGGUAGUGAUGGCUUGCAAGUAG
Molecule: messenger RNA, 1101 nt
Organism: Fulvia fulva
Lineage: Eukaryota; Fungi; Ascomycota; Dothideomycetes; Mycosphaerellales; Mycosphaerellaceae
Product: Putative reductase 1
Exons: 3
Coding region: 1-1101 (366 amino acids)
Cellular component (GO): cytosol
Molecular function (GO): aldose reductase (NADPH) activity
Source: RefSeq, a predicted model, not a curated record